AUGCAGUCGAAGCAGAUCGAGAUCUACACGUGGACAUUCGGAAAAGGCCAGAUUCCGAACAUCGAGAAGGCGCUCUUCUCCAGAUCGUCAUCACCGUGCAUCCGAACCAACACCAUCCCAACACAGCCCCUCCCCAAGCAGCACCAGGCGCAGAAGCACAACCGUCGUUCUUACCCCUGCGCUCGAUCGAUCCGCUUCACAUACGGCGACCCACAGAGACACACCUGGUUCUUCAUCCAGACCACCCCAGGUUUCCGGUACAUGAACGACAUCAUGCACGACAUCGCCGACCUCACCCACGGACAACCACUAUGGCUUUCCAACCCAGCACAGAUGGCCAUCCGCCAAGUGGCAAGAUCCUUCGCUUGCUCUCACUACAGGAUCACACCCUUCCUCGGCCAGUUCAGAACUCACCCCAACACGGACACGGUGAUCCACCCUCAGCUCAUCAACAUCGACCCCUACAGCAACAAGCAGGACACGACUGAUUAUCCACUGGUGCAGGUCCUCGUCAUACCACUACGCACCACCAAGCCACCACCUCACGCACACGAUGCAAACAGUCCAUCACCUCCCACACACAAGGGCGCCUACAAGACAUACUGGUCACACGCCACCGACGAAGCAGGCCUAUGGCACAUCUUGCGCGAGGGCUUCGUCAGACCCACGAACUGGGAGCCCACCAACUGGGAUGACGACAACCUCCCCUGCAACAAAGCAUACCUACCCCAUCGUGGGUUCAACGGAUUCCACCAGGACAACGCACCCGACAACCUUCAACUUGGAUUUUGCCACACCAACCUCCGCAAAGCCCUCCGCCUCCCAAAAGCCAGAGCAGGUCCUGCCGAAGGAGAAAUAGCCACGGGCUUCACCAUAUUUGGACGCGUCACAUCGUCCACCUCACAGCACAGCCACAUGCGGCAGAAGGGAGGAGGAUGGACCACUCAGAAGGCGCUCAUCGAGGCACACCUCAACGACACCAGUCGAGACAGUCGUAACUUCACCACCGUCUUCUCCCACACCGAGAAGAGCGUCAUCGAUGCACAGUACGCUGAGAUCACCGGGAUCACCGUCAACAUCUUCCACCCCAGACCCUCACCCACCACACCACCUCCAGUCCCCAACAGAUCCCGAGACAAUGACCGCAGACGACGACGUUGA
This is a messenger RNA of Symbiodinium natans, 1161 nucleotides long. NCBI's taxonomy places the organism in Eukaryota, Dinophyceae, Suessiales, Symbiodiniaceae. The record is from the annotation of a GenBank genome assembly.